Molecule: messenger RNA, 1673 nt
Organism: Momordica charantia (bitter melon)
Lineage: Eukaryota; Viridiplantae; Streptophyta; Magnoliopsida; Cucurbitales; Cucurbitaceae
Gene: GCL1
Product: GCR2-like 1
Biological process (GO): carbohydrate metabolic process; peptide modification
Cellular component (GO): plasma membrane
Source: RefSeq, a predicted model, not a curated record
GCCUUCCCACCGCCAUUGAUUCCGUAACACGAUUACUCACCUCCCCAUUCUCACCCUCUCCUCUGCUACAAAACCAAAUUUCUUCAUCCCUCUCACUUCUCUUCGAAUAGAUUCCGAAUGUCGUCGGUGCUGCAAUUCGCGUCGUCGCAGCCGCAGGAGGAACGAGAAGGGGCCGUACCAGAAACCGAACACCUCGAUUUGAUUCCUCCCAACAGGAUUCUGCUUCCUCCUCACACAUUUCUCGCCGCCGCCGUCUCUCUAAAGAAUCAGGUUGUGGAGGUCACAUGGAAACGACGGCGUAACGUGGACGUCGGCGUCGAUCCGACGGCGUACACCGGCCUCCUCGGUACGGCGCUCACCUGCCUGAGAUCCUACGAGGCCACCGGUGAUCAGCAGGACUUGCUAUUGUGCUCCGAUAUCGUCGACGCGUGUACUCUUGCAGCACGUGCCUCCCACAGGCAGUUGACGUUUUUAUGUGGUAGAGGAGGAGUCCACGCCCUUGGGGCCGUGGUUUCUCAUUACAUGGGGGACAGCCAAAGGCUCGACUUCUUCCUCAAUCUUUUUCUUCAGGCAGCACAAGAGAAAGCCCUUCCUGUUGGACCUGAGGAGGGAGGUUUAGGGAUGUCUUAUGAUCUCCUCUACGGGCGAGCUGGGUUCUUAUGGGCAGCCCUAUUCAUGAAUAAUCAUCUUGGAGAGCAGAGGUUGCCCCAUGGUUUCCUAAUGUCUGUUGUUGAUGCCGUGUUAGCGGGUGGCAGGGCGGGCGCAUCCGACAACCUAGACUGCCCUCUGAUGUACAGAUGGCACGGGACGAGAUAUUAUGGUGCAGCCAACGGCCUUGCUGGUAUCUUGCAAGUACUUCUCCAUUUCCCACUCUCAAAGGAGGACGCUGAUGAUGUUAAGGGGACUUUGAAAUAUUUGAUGAGCAAGAGGUUUCCGCAUAGCGGCAACUAUCCCUCGAGUGAAGGAAACCUCAGGGACAAAUUAGUGCAAUGGUCUCAUGGGGCAACCGGCAUGGGCAUUACCCUCUGCAAGGCUUCACAGGUUUUCCACGAGGACAGGGAGUUCAGGGAUGCCGCAAUUGAAGCAGGAGAAGUUGUAUGGAAAAAUGGAUUGGUCAAGGAAGUUGGAUUGGCCGACGGUGUGACCGGGAAUGCGUACGCCUUCCUUUCCCUCUAUCGCCUUACUGGAGAGAGUGUCUACGAAGAAAGAGCCAGAGCGUUUGCGACGUUCUUGUAUCAUAACGCCAGCAAGCUUGUUGGCCCCAGGAACCAUGUUGGAGCCGACCGUUCUUAUUCUCUCUUUCACGGGCUGGCUGGAACCGCAUGCCUUUGGUUCGAUCUGGUUGAACCCGAGAAGUCGAGGUUCCCGGGUUACGAGUUGUAGUUCGAGAUCAAGCAUAUCCUUUCAGGUAUAAAGUUGUGUAUAUUAAUUAUUCCACGGGUGUGCUGAUGUUUUUGAGAGUAUGGACUUGAUGGUUAUGACCAUAAAUGUCUUGGAGCCGCAAUGUUAAUCAAUGUGUUUAUGUAAAACACAACUUAAUGUUUGUACAAUUGAGUUAUACUAAUAUUUGAAGGUUUGGCCUUGAAGUUUGAUCUAUACGACGAUACAUGUCAGUUAUUUCCCUCCCUCUGUUGCGUUAACAAGUAGAAUCUUCUGUUGAAUACUACUUGAAA